Xyrauchen texanus (razorback sucker) is the source of this 2894-nucleotide messenger RNA. RefSeq names its product R-spondin-1-like. NCBI's taxonomy places the organism in Eukaryota, Metazoa, Chordata, Actinopteri, Cypriniformes, Catostomidae. The record is from RefSeq and is a predicted model, not a curated record. The transcript is spliced from 5 exons. The coding region runs from base 337 to 1119 and encodes 260 amino acids.
GUCGAGGCCGCUGUAGGCUUCUCUCUCCUUUCAGUUUUGCCUGGCUUCAUGGGUUGAAGGGCACACAGCAUUUUCCACAAGAUCUCAUCUCACCCCGCUGCUCCACUCCUGAGUGCUGCACCCAACCUUCAACAUCUUCAUCCUCUUGAGUGCUAUGGUUUGUUCCCCAGGCAUGUUUGGACUUGCAAUGGCAGAGGCCUCCUUUGAAGGGGGCUGUGACUGGCUGUAGUCGACAACACCAGCGAUCCACCUGCCACAGCGUAAAAGGGGCCCCCUCAGCUGUGAUCUGUCUGCCUGCAGGGGGGUCCCAGCGGCAGGGACUGGGCAGCAGGGACUAUGCAUUUGGGACUGGUGGUGCUGGCAGUGGUCUUCCUCAGCUCCAUGGGUCAUGGCGAUAACCUCAAGGUCUCCAAAGGACGAAGACAGAGACGGAUUAGCACUGAAGUACCACCGUCGUGCUCAAAUGGCUGUGAACACUGCUCGGAGUACAACGGCUGUCUUAAAUGUCGGCCCCGGCUCUUCAUCCUACUGGAGCGGAAUGACAUCCGUCAGAUAGGCGUUUGCCUCGCUGCCUGUCCUGUUGGAUAUUAUGGCAUUCGAAAUAGGGAUAUGAACAAAUGCACACAAUGUAAAAUAGAAAACUGUGAGGCAUGUUUUAGCCGAAAUUUUUGCACAAAAUGUAAGGAGGGCUUGUACUCACACAGAGGGCGGUGUUACUCCAGCUGUCCCGAAGGAUUCAGCACCGUCAACGGCACUAUGGAGUGUGUAGUUCAAUGUGAUCUAAGUGAAUGGAGUUCAUGGGGUCCUUGUAUGAAAAAGAACAAAACAUGUGGCUUUAAAAAAGGUAACCAGACUCGUACCAGGGAGCCCAUACAGCUUCCAAGUCCUGCCACUUCCAGCGGGACCAUUCCUCCCUCGGGCUGUGUCCUGGAGAAACAGAUACAAAGAUGUACCGUACAAAACAAGAUCCCUUGCAAAGGAGAAACUAGGAAGAACUCCCGAACCCGUGAAAAAAAUGGCAAGGACCAUGGCCGGGACUCCAAGGAGAGUGACAAAGGGGGCAACAAGAGAAGAAAGACCCAAAACCCGAAAAAGAAACCACCACCUUCCCCACUUUAACGACAAGCAUGGUGACCUAACCUUAACAUGAUGUCAGGUGGGACAAAGAAUGGAGAACGCCUAGUCAACCCAUAUUGGCUGUAGAAAAACAGUAUUUGAUUGUGAUAAUAUCGAGAUGUAAUGCUGCUACACAUUAAAAAGUGCCUGAUGAGAACUGGAGGAUUGCUGUAAUAAAUAUUGAACUGUGUAAACUGAGUAAAGCUUGAGAGAACCAAAGGAGCUGGGUUGGUUAGUCUCAUGCUAUUGGAAGCACCAGAGAGACUGCGUGUGCAGGGUUGUCUUUUUUGUAAACCUUCCCACAGGAAACAGCAUUGUUUGUGGUUGCCGAAAUUUUCCAUAUGUUCCUUUUUUAGACCUAUCAAAAGGCCUUGGACUCUUCCCAAGCUAUAGAUGACACGGCAAAUGAGGCCCACUGUCCUAACUUUACUUAAGGAAAAAUUUACAAUACAUUAGAAUCCCAUGCGGUUCACCUAAUCCAGCUGUAAUCACAGUCUUUCAAAGUUGGCUCUCUUUAUGUUCGUGACAGGUAGCAAACAGUCUGGAGUCUGUCUGCAAGCAUUUUAUAAAACAGACCUGGAGUGAAAAGUAUUAUAGUGCUCUGUUUUUUUUUUUUUUUCUUUUUCUGUUGUUUAUAACAAAAGAAAGGCACUGGAACAGAAAUUGUGGUUUACAGAGAGAAUGUGGAGAAAGAUGAACUAUUAUCAUGAUUUUUCUUUUCUAUUCAGAAAACUAUCCAAAAAUGCCCUGAAAGUGAUAGUAUAGAGACAAACAUGGCUGGUAGACCAGUUUUAAUUGUUUUAGCGGUCUAUAUACAGUAAAAUAAAUGUCCGUUUUGAUUAGGGGAAAAUAAAUACAGCAUUUUCUGCACAGAACAAGGCAGCAGAAAAAUGAGGAAUGUACAAUAUUGAAGUAUGUGUAUGAGAGAUUGUGUGGGUGUCAGAUUGUAUGUUUAUGAAUCUGAGUCCUUGCGUGUACCUUUACCUGUAUGUUUUAAGGGGCAGAUAAAGAGAGGCAAAAUAUUGUCAAAUUGCAAAUGCUUUGGGUUAUUACUACAUAUAUGUAGCCAUAAAUGUGAGACUGUCAACAGAAGUCUACUAUACACUUCUUUGUGACCUAGCCACUGAGAAACUGCACCAGCAUAAUGCAUAAAAACUGCAACCACCACAAGCCUCCGUAUAUAUUAUUUAUCCAUAUACAGUAGUUAUCAGUUAUCAUGUUUGCAACAAGGUCAAUAUAGCACAUAAGUCAUAAUGCGUAAUGCAACAUACAGUACAGUAUUAUCAGAGGAAAGGCAUCAUACACUUAUUUAAAUGUAGCAACCAGUGACACUUUUUGUAGCUUUUUAGUCUGUUUGCUUUCUACAGCAUUUUGAGCUCAUCAGUGGGUAUCAAACAUUUACACCCCACAUGAGAAAAAAAGACACUGAAAAUGUCAGCCUCCAUUUAUCCUGAUGCAACAUAUACAGUAUAUUGUUAUUAUAUAUACAUAUUUCUAUAAAAGUCUUGCAUACAGUUAAAUGGAAAGGUACAAUUGAAUAAACAUUUGAAAGCAGUUUAUAUUUACAAAGAACUUGAGGCAUCUUUUUUGUUAUGUGUAUUUAUGUGUAUGUUCGUAUUUGUGCAAAAAUGUCACAUUUAAAAUGGGGCGAAUCUAUCUGUAUGUGUAUGUUGUUUUUAUUUUAUUUUAUUUCUUUUUUUUGUUGACAAGACUGAGGUGUGUAAUUUCUGUGUCACUAACACCGCCAAAUACAAUUGCAAAAAUAAACAUUGUUUUCA